GUUGUGGAGCAAGGGUCGUGUUUCGCGGUAAAAAGAAAGGUAGUGUCUCAUUGGUCCGAAGAAGAGGCAUGGCAUCAGGGUGGUGGUUGUCGAGCGAAGGGAUGUGUUCCGUGUGGUAAGGAUAGAGAUUGGCUGGAUGCCCAGAUAAGCGAGAUGGCGCCCGACAGCGGUGAAAUAGCAGGGUCGCCGCUCAAGCCACAAUCACACAAAAAAAGGCUUGCAGGAGACCCGCUUCGUGUGCAAGUAAUGAUGCAUGAGGAAGGGAAAAUGGGAGAUGAAGAGGAUAGGAGCAUGGAGGAAGUGAUUGAAGACGGGGUAGUGCUAUCGUGA
Molecule: messenger RNA, 330 nt
Organism: Acaulospora colombiana
Lineage: Eukaryota; Fungi; Glomeromycota; Glomeromycetes; Diversisporales; Acaulosporaceae
Source: the annotation of a GenBank genome assembly